Messenger RNA from Ylistrum balloti, 2295 nucleotides. Its product is annotated as deleted in malignant brain tumors 1 protein-like. The record is from RefSeq and is a predicted model, not a curated record. Gene Ontology annotation, cellular component: membrane. The transcript is spliced from 10 exons. The coding region runs from base 1 to 2295 and encodes 764 amino acids. NCBI's taxonomy places the organism in Eukaryota, Metazoa, Mollusca, Bivalvia, Pectinida, Pectinidae.
AUGACAAAAUCGUUUGAAAUUGGUUUUUUAUCAAGCAAAUUCGAAAAGUUCAUCUUUGGAAUUCUGCUGAUAUUGCAGGCAUCAUAUGGCCAGUACAUACUUCAAGAUAUCCGUCUUUCCGGAGGGUCGACGGUUUACGAAGGGCGUGUUGAAGUGAAAUACAACGGCACAUGGGGAACCGUGUGUAACGAUCAAUUUGAUGGCUUGGAUGCGAAAGUCAUCUGUAAACACAUGGGAUAUGAGGAUGGUGUAACAAGCCACACCUUUGGAAAAGGAACAGGACCUAUUUGGUUGGACAACCUACAAUGUACCGGCACGGAGUCUAACCUCGGUGAAUGCCCAUCAAACAACAUCGGCUCACAUAAUUGUGAUCACGAGCAGGAUGCUGGAGUCAUUUGUGAGCCUAAAAAAUCUGAGUCCGCAGCUUUGGCAAGAGCAGCGGUGAUACAGCCUAACGAAUGUGGGGAUCAUAACCCGAACACUCGACUUGUUGGUCCCAAUGACACAAUUGGUGUUGGAUUUGUUGAAGUCAAAUACAACAACACGUGGUGGGCAGUUUGUGAUGACUUAUGGAACAUAGAAGCGGCUAGGGUAGUGUGUAGUUCUCUUUGUUUCGACACGGCACUCUCACUUACUGGAUCAAGACACGAUAUUGACUACGUGAAGCAAAACGUUAGCCAAAUAUUCCUGCUGGAUGACGUUCGAUGCACCGGCUACGAGUCGGACAUUCUUGCGUGUGAACACAGGGGGUUAGGAGUGCACAAUUGUGAUUUUGGGGAGUAUGCUAGUGUAACAUGUACCCCGAUCCAGGAUAACACCGAUACAGUGCCGGAACCCUAUUUAGACUGUAAGGAUGAACAGUUUACGGUCAAAUUUAGCCGUUCAGAUGACGCUAACCUGACACCAAGUCGAGUAACUGUAAGGCAUGCCAGAGAUUCUACCUCGUGCAAUCCUACAUACUCCGAAACAACCGACCUCAUCACAAUGCUGAUUCCAUUUAGCGAGUGUGGCACUGAUAUUAAUUACAAUGCUUCUCAUAUAUUCUUCAAUCAAACCCUGAUCUACAACGUCACCGGUAACCAUGUGAUCACGCGGAAGACGUUGUACUACGUCGCGCUGACCUGUGCAUUUCCCCGAAACCAAACAAACGCUGUAAAUUACACGGCAGUGCCUUCUGUUGUUCCUGUGAGUUCUUUGGGGGAAUUCAAAGUCGUUAUGACUUUGUUUGAAGAUGAUUACUUCACAGAACGGUUGUCGUCGCAAAGUUCCGUGAAAAUGAGGCAAAUGUUAUCGGUGUCUCUGGAACUGUCGACGAAUUCACCAGAACUGAAGAUUGUGGCACGAACAUGCUUCGCAACACCAUCUGGCCAAUGGACAGACUCCGUCCACUACACUCUAUUCGAGGAGGCCUGUGAAGAAGAUCAAACGUUAGCCAUGGUACCCAUAAACGAAACCUUCGUCGGAUUCCGGUUCGAGGCGUUUCGGUUUGUAGGCUUUCCGGAAGUGUUUAUUCACUGUUCCAGUGUCAUUUGUGGGGCAACUGAAAAAGAUGAGCUUUGUGACCGAAGUUGUCAAACAGGAGAUAUAAAUCGCCGUCGCAGAGAUGCCAAAAUCCGGAAAAAAAGAGACACGCAUGAAUGGAUUUACACUGUCAGUACUGGAAUAGUCAUCAACGGAACUUUGGACGAUCCAAUCAUUGACAGAGAUACAGCACAGGCAGUAUCGAGAGUGGUCUCCGCUGUGUCCACAGCUUCUACAACAAAAGUCACCAAGUCCCAAAAUGUCACCCCAGAAACCACUCCGCCGAACAUUUCCAUGUCUAAGAAUGCCCCGAGGGCAGCGGCUACAACAACCGUCACCAGGUCCAAAAGUCCCACUCAGAAAACCACUCCAUCGAGUGUGUCCAUAUCCCGGAGUGCCACGAGGGCAGCGGCUACAUCAACCGUCACCAAGUCCAAGAGUCCCACUCAGAAAACCACUCCAUCGAGUGUGUCCAUAUCCCGGAGUGCCACACCCAGUACACCCAGGCCCCAUAGUCCCACCCAGGCAGCAUCCAAUCCAGAUCGUGGCAGCUCUGCUUCAGUCACCAAGUCGACGGCUCAGCCAGCAGAAUCGCUUCACAAACUAAGUGAGGUGGAGGAGAAUCCUGCUGAGGAUACCUUGAUAGAUGACAUGUUGGUGGAGAAUGUAUCGUCAGCUUCGCACGCGGGAGCAUCCUUUGUUACCUUGGUGAUGAUGGUACUGUUGUAUCAUAUGCAGCGAUUUCUGCGGGAUAUCAUGGGUUACGACCCUUAG